AUGGAGGGUAAGCGGAAGCGGCCUUUUCUUGAAGAAAUUGAAGACGACGAAUCUGACAAAUCCAAGCAGAAGAAGGUUAGAUUUCCUAAAGGUAAGAAGGUGAAGAGUGGGGAUGAAACAGUGGAGAUAGGCAAAGCUGAAGAAGAAGGUCCAGGUGAGGGGAAGAAUCCUCGUCUCGCUGCCAAGGAGCGUGCAAUGCUUCGCAAUGAAAUUACUGCUCAAAUUUUCAGUGAAGAUAUGAAUGAUGCGUUUGCUGCUGAAGUUGCUUAUGAGGAAAAUGAGAAUUUCAUCGAAGAUGGCAUUCAGAUAGACCCAUUUAAUCUCGACAAAGAGAGAGAAGAAGGUUAUUUUGAUGCUGAUGGAAAUUUUGUUGAAUAUAUCAAUCGAAAUGAAAUCAAGGAUGCGUGGUUGGAUAGUGUUCAAGUCGAUCAAAGAUAUGCUGGAAAAAGGUCUAUGGUUAGAAUUAAUGAAGAUGAUGACAAAGAUGAUGUCCGUGAACUUUCAUCUGAAGAAAUUGGAGCAAUAAAGAGCCGUAUUGCCAACUUGCUUGAGCCAGGAGAAACGGUUUUACAAGCUUUGAGAAGGUUGAAAGGAAGAUCAACCAAGAGCAAGGAGAAGAUGUCGACUGAGACACAGCUUCUGUUUGACCAGCUAACUGAAGAUGCCAACAAGCUGUUGGAUAAUGGGGAGUACAAUGUAUAUCAUGACAAGCAAGAGGUUUUCAAGCGUGAGGCAGAAGGAUAUGAAAGGUUAGCUUUAGCUAGGGGGAAGGGCACAUCCGUCAGUGAAGGCCUGGAGGAUUCUGAUUACAGCAUGAAGGACUUGUCCUCUGGUGUGACUGAUCUUGGUGCAGCCUCUUCAGUACUCUCUAAUAUGGAUGUCGGUUCUUCAAUCCCAAAUGGAUCUACUGCAGAAAUCUCAGGCAAUGAUGGUGAUGCAUACGACAUGUUUGGGGAUGAUGAGGAUAAGGCUAUUGCUGUUGGAUCGUCAGACAUUAGUAAUUCGGUCUCUGGCUCCAAGUCUAAUGUAGCCUGUCAACCAUCAUCUGAUGGUCUCAAUGCCAUUUCUGAAACUGGACCUUUGCAAAGUGAUUAUGUCUAUGAUGAGACUUCUGGGUACUUUCUCCCUCUCUCCACGCUUUUAAGUAAAUUGCAAUAG
This is a messenger RNA of Dovyalis caffra, 1158 nucleotides long. The record is from the annotation of a GenBank genome assembly. Lineage: Eukaryota; Viridiplantae; Streptophyta; Magnoliopsida; Malpighiales; Salicaceae.